Molecule: messenger RNA, 480 nt
Organism: Saccharomycopsis crataegensis
Lineage: Eukaryota; Fungi; Ascomycota; Saccharomycetes; Ascoideales; Saccharomycopsidaceae
Exons: 1
Coding region: 1-480 (159 amino acids)
Source: RefSeq, a predicted model, not a curated record
AUGAUUUAUGAUAAAAUUGAAGAGUCUAAAUUAACUGUAGGUAAGCCUAAUAAUUUUAAAAACUCUUCUAAAUUUUUGUAUCCUAUUUUUUAUGAAGAUUCUGAAUUACUUUUUACUUUGAAAAAUAAAUUUUAUAUUGUUGAUACUGUCCAAAUCAACAAUUUUAAUAAAGAAUUUAUUGAAAUAAAAUCUAAACAAUUAGAUGAACAAAUUAAUAAAGUAGCUAACAAAUUUAAUGUUUCUAUUGAUGAUAAUAAGAAAUAUGUUAUUAAUGACAAAACUGUUAUUAAAGAUGCUAAAAUAGAUGAUUUAAGAAACAAUAGAUUUAAAGCUUUAAUUAGUAUUUCUAUUCCUACUUAUUAUGAAGAUAAAAACGAUGUUAAAACUUCUUUGCAAUUAUACAUCAAAGAAAUAAUUGUGUUAGAAUUGAUUUCUAGUGAAAUAGAAUAUGAAAUGACUAAAUUAUCAUUAGCUAUUUGA